AAACGAAUGAAGAAUAUAUAUAUAUAUAUAUAUAUAUAUAUAUAUAUAUAUAUGCAUCAACACAGACAUACACAGUAUGACAUAGCAACAUGGAAACCCAUUCGUAGGUAGAUAGAUAGAUAUAUUUCUAUGUUAAGUAUAAUUGUUCAUAAAUAGUUGUUACAUACUACUUAUUAUUCAUCAUAAGAAUAUUUAGUUUUUAACUUGCUUCAUUCCUCCUGUAAAAACUAAUUAAAAUCAUACUAAUAUUGUUACCAUUAAUAAACAGAACACAUAUUGAAAUGUAAUAUUCAUGGAAGUAUUUCUCAUAGUUAUUGAUUUAUUGAUUGAAAAGGAUCACAUUUAAUUUUUACACAAUUUUUGUUCUUUAAUGAUGACUCUUAUAAAAGCAAGUAAUUAAUACAUUGUUCAUAUUUAUCACAAUGUAUCAUCAGUUCAUAUCAUUGAAUGGUUUACAAUUUAAUUAAAUAUUUAUGUCAAAUAUAAGGCGUCAUGUGGAAGAAAUGUUGUACUAUAAGCUGUAUAAAAUGUAAUGAACAUCAUCCUCAGCCAAAUUUGCAACAAAAGAAGACAUCGAAAUUGAGAACAAUUAAGCAUCCUUCAAAAAGUUCAGAGAAUAGUCAGGCUUUAUUAUUAGCGAAUUCUUCAAAUACAAAACAUGUAGAAAAUAAUUAUCAUGAAAAUUUAAAAAGUGAUCAUUUGGCCACUUCUAUGACCACUAGUAAGGAUUAUCAAUUGGAGAUUCAGAAUAUGGUAGAUAGUAGUGAUCGUGGAAGUAUGAUGACGACAGUCACUACUACUAACACUACAAUAACAACAACAACAACUGAUAUGACUACUAUAUGUACUUCUACUUCCAAUAAUAGCAUGACAACUUCAGAUUUUAGUAAAAUAACUUUGUGUCAACCUGGAACUAACGGUAAAUAUAGUCAGCAUCCAUCACAGGUUAAUCCAAUGAAUACAAACACUGUAAAUAUUACUACUACUACUACAACUUCUACUAUUACUGCUGAUACGAGCGAUAGAAAUAAUGACAAUGCUCGUGGAUCACAAGAUAAUGUUCUAAGCCCCAUUACAUUGUCAAAUAUGAAUAGUUCACCCGUAAUAAAGCGUCCAGCUAAACAAUUAGAAUCUUUUGUACACAGAAUUGAAAAGGAUGAGGAAGGCACUAGGCCAUUUAAUCAGCUAUUUAGGCGAUCUAUUUCCAAUAUACAUUUCACAACGAAUAAUCAUGCUUAUUCCUAUUGUAAUCAUCAUAAUUCUCCUACAUUUUUUUUACCACGUACAUCAACUGAUCCAAAUACGUCAACUGGAAAUGGUUUAAAUUCGAUUACAAAUAAUUCAUUUGAAUCACAAUUAAUGAAUAAAAAAAUUCCUAUACGUAGAGGAUCGAUGAUUGUUAGAUUGGGUCGAUCUAGUACAGGCGGAGCAACUGCUGCAACUAGUACCAGUUCAUCAAGUACAAAUGGAAUAACUGCAGUCUUACCAGAUUCAUCUGUUGAAGGUGUGAUUGUGACACCAUUUGCUCAAGUGCUUGUUAGUAUGCAACGAAUACGGAAUGCAUUUAUCAGGUUAACCUCUGCUCAAGUAUCAAAUAAAUAUAACAUCACAACCGUAUUUGAUUCUGUUCCGACUGGCAAUCUAACACCAGAUAGUAGUGAUUAUAAAAUAAUUGCAAAUGAAACUCUUGAAGAAUUGGAAUGGUGUCUUAAACAAUUGGAAAAUAUCCAGACGAAGAGGCCUGUCUCUGAUAUGGCUUUUUCAAAAUUUAAACGUUUACUCAACAAAGAGUUGAAUAGUUUUGGUGAAGCUGAUAAAUCUAGACAUCAAAUAUCUGCAUAUAUUUGUGAGACAUUUUUAGAAACUGAAAAAGACGUUGAAACCAAUGAAGAGAUUGACUCUAUGCUGGAACGACGACGUAGUAGUGGUCAGUCGCACAAUUCAACCAGUGGACAAGAUACAAACACUACAAGUAAAAGACAGGCUUCAGGAACUGGUGAUCAAAAUGCUAAUCCAAAUACUACAAGGACACCGGAUACUUCUUCUUCAGUUUCCUCAUCAGUUAUAAAAACAAGAAUAGGAUCAACUGGAAGUAUGUCAACUGAAUCUCGUAAAAGCGCUCAACUAAAUGAUUAUAGCGGUUUGCUAACAACAAAAUUGCCAUCCAGUUCAAAGUUAACGAGUCAAAAUGUAGACGACGGUAACGGGCCAUUCCUACCAAUUCAUGGGGUUGAAACGCCUAAUGAUAAUGAGUUGGAGGAAAGAUUCUCACUGUGUUUGGACGAAUGGGGUGUAGAUAUCUUUGAAAUUGAUCGACUUUCUAAUGGACAUGCUCUUACAACAGUUGCCUAUAGAAUAUUUCAGAAACGUGAUCUACUCAAAACAUUUUGUAUUGAUCCUCAUAUUUUUGUACGUUAUCUGUUAAGAGUUGAAUCAACUUACCAUGCUGAUGUUCCUUAUCAUAACUCAAUGCAUGCAGCCGAUGUUCUUCAAACGGCACAUUUUUUGCUACAGGCAGAAGCAUUGGACGAUGUUUUCAGCGAUUUGGAAAUUUUAGCUGUUUUGUUUGCCGCAGCUAUACAUGACGUAGAUCAUCCUGGAGUAACUAAUCAAUUUCUAAUCAAUACUGGUCAUGAAUUAGCCUUACAAUAUAAUGAUGCAUCCGUACUGGAAAACCAUCAUCUUUAUAUGGCAUUUAAAAUUUUAACUGAAAAAGACUGUGAUAUAUUUGCUAAUUUAGGUGGAAAAAAACGUCAAACAUUACGUAGAAUGGUUAUAGAAUUGGUGUUAGCAACAGAUAUGUCUAAGCAUAUGAGUUUAUUAGCUGAUUUAAGAACAAUGGUUGAAACUAAAAAAGUUUCUGGAUCCGGUAUGUUGAAUUUGGACAAUUAUGCUGAUCGUAUACAGAUAUUACAAAAUAUGAUUCAUUGUGCUGAUCUUAGUAAUCCAGCUAAACCAUUACGAUUAUAUCGUAAAUGGACUGGACGUUUAAUUGAAGAAUUUUUCAGACAGGGGGAUAAAGAAAGAGAGUUGUCAUUGGAAAUUAGCCCAAUGUGUGAUCGUGAAUCGGUAGAAGUUGAAAAGUCUCAGGUUAGCUUCAUUGAUUUUGUGUGUCACCCAUUAUGGGAAACAUGGUGUGAUCUAGUACACCCCUGUGCUCAAUUAAUUCUAGAUACAUUGGAAGAUAAUCGUGACUGGUAUGAAUGUCAUAUAAAAGAAUCCAAAAUGAAAGUUACUCAGUUAGCUCGACCAAAAUUAGCUACUGCCGCAGAAGAUGAUGAAGAAAUUUCCACAACUUCAGGAAACACAUAAAUUUUAUUCGUCAAUAAUUAUUGAGAAAAAGAUGGAGGUAAGGGGGCAGAUGAAAUGAAAUAUAGGAUGGCAAAUAAUACACACAAAAAAUGUAAAUACUCAGAUAAUAUUACCUUUUUCACAAUCUACAUGAAACUAAUAUCCACCCAACCAAAAUGAUAUAAGUAUAAUCGUCAAAUAUAUUUAUUGAUAAUAAAUAUUUUUUACAUUAGAUUAAUAAACGAUAAUCAAUCAAAAUCUAUUGACUCUCUAAUGUAGGAACCAUUUAUAUGAUUAUAGUCGUUAUUGAUUCGGUUAUUUUGAAGAAAAGAAAAAAAAAGGAAGUGUUUUAAUGAUUAUCUAAUUAUGUCGUAUAAUAUAUUUUCAUCUCUAUGACUUUUUCUGAUAUUAUCUAACUGUUUAUUCAUGUAUUCACUCAUUCACUUAUCUAUUUCACCUUCAUUUAUGGACAUAUAUUAUAAAUAUUAAACAAGAUACUUAAAUGAUUCAAAAAGGUUUAGUACAUUUAUGAAUUCAGUUACUUUUGUGAAUUAAGAAACAAACAAAAAAAUUUAAAAAAAAACAACAACUGAAAGAUACUUUACAUAUGCAUACAUUCUACCCAUUGAAAAGAAACUAGCAUCUGUUUUAUUUUCUAAUUUCAGCGAACGAUUUCUUUCAUUUUUUGUACUUCUUAAACUAAGAAAUUUGUGUUUCUGCAUAUUUAUAAAGGAGACAGAAAUAAUAAAAAGGUGCACUGAAAUCUAGAAAGCAUUUCAUUUUAAAAACAGAUAUUAUUUAAUAUGGUGGACAUGUUCUUAUCUGCCUAAUCUGUUUCCCCCAUCAUUCCCUUCCAUACGAUCAUUUCAUUUAUCAGUAUGGUUAUUUUAUUCAUUCAUGUUUGUUUGUUAAAGAUUUUUUGUUGCUUUUUUACGCUUUAUUUUUCGUAACAAAACACCCACACACACUGAACAUUGAAAUGAUAAUUUUUUUUUAAAUUCAAGCUUCUUAAUAAAAUAAAGUUUGAAAUGAAAAUUAAUUAAAUCCAUAAUGAGAAAUAUCGAAUAACUAAACCUGAAAAAAAACCUUGCUCCUGAUAAAUAAUUCUGAGAAGCUCGGUGAUAAGGAGCUUUUUAAUAUUUUGUUUUGGUCUUCACUGAUUACCGCUAUGAAUUAUCUAUUGGCUAUAUGAAAAUUCAAGACUCAAAUGAUCUCUUACAAGUAUAUUCAUUAAAUUAUUUGAUUAAUUAAACAGUUAUUAUAUUGCUAGAAUUCAUCAUCUUUCAACUAUCUUAGCGCCUACUACCUUGUGUAUAUUUGUGAAUGUGUUCACGUGAUUGUUUCUUUCAGAAUGUUCAAAUAAUUAAUUUUCACUUACGCUGAUAAUCAUAGCCUAAUGUAUAAUGAAUAUAUGAUGGUGUUUCUUUCCAGUCAUGUUUUUAAAGUAUAAUAUAAAUGUAUAUGUAUGUAUAUGAUGUAAUCUAUCGACCAAUCGUCUCAUAAAUGAUUUCCAUAUCGAUCUUGUUUCACUGCUAAGUUGAAAGAUCGAUUGAUAAUCAUGUGAGAAUGUAAUUUGUUUGUAGUUAUUUUGCUAAAUGAACCGACAGAAGAUUCUGUACUUCAAACAUAAACAAUUAUCAAGAUAAUUUAUAUGAGUUCUAGACAAUUGAUCGUUUUUUCCUGAUUUUACGACCAAAAAAGAAAUUAUGUUGCUUCAAAAAAUUCAUUUUUAUUUUUCAUGAUGAAAUACUGCUUCGUAUUUCAUUUUAAAAAUAACCGAAAUGUGUUUCCCUCCCUCUGUCCUUCUCUUUUUGCAUGAAUGUGCUUGUUUCUUAUAAUCAGAAAUAUUAUUAUUGUCAUUUAUUCUGUUUUAAUAAGAUCUAAUUGUUGGAUCGAUAUUUUCAUUGGUAAUCCAUACAUUGUGAAAAUGCAAAGAAACAAAACUGGAUUGGAAAAAGGGAGAAACAUGAACACAUAUAAGGAAAACAAAUAUGAUCAAUGAUAACAACCAUUCAUUUGUAUUUGCAUGCAAUAAAAGAUUAUUUAUCAACAUAAAUCAACGUUUUUUUGUCUG
Messenger RNA from Schistosoma rodhaini, 5365 nucleotides. NCBI's taxonomy places the organism in Eukaryota, Metazoa, Platyhelminthes, Trematoda, Strigeidida, Schistosomatidae. The record is from the annotation of a GenBank genome assembly.